Sipha flava (yellow sugarcane aphid) is the source of this 542-nucleotide messenger RNA. RefSeq lists its product as uncharacterized. The record is from RefSeq and is a predicted model, not a curated record. Bases 1 to 411 code for a protein of 136 amino acids. The transcript is spliced from 3 exons. Lineage: Eukaryota; Metazoa; Arthropoda; Insecta; Hemiptera; Aphididae.
AUGGAGGGCUCUGCCUACCAUUUACCAAACAUUUACGAGUGCAACGAGAACUUUGAAUGGCUGAUGAAAGUAAUUCAACAGCGGACGAUCCUAUAUGUAAGGGAACAGGUUUUUGGAAUUUUUCAAGAUUUUUGUGAAAGAUGGAAUGCUCUGCAAACAUAUUCAAUGCCUAUAUUAAUACAAAAAAACAGUUCACCUGGACCGCGGUUUGUGCACUUCGCACGUUUUCGGUUUCGCAGCAACGCGGCGGAACUCGGGAUGUUCGAUCGACCGGACGGGAUCGGCACCAACAAGCGACGUCCGCAAUCGCACAGCCCUAGAAGUAUGUUCAAGGGAUCGGGCAGAUCGUGCGUUUUCGCGCGAACGUAUUCGAUUCGAUCGAUCAAUCGCAUGCGCUGCAAAGGAACGUAAAACGCACGUAUGGUGGACAGACGGCAAAAAGGAAUCAAGGAAAAUCCUGUAGUGCAAUAGAACGGUUGUGUAAAACGUACAUAUCACGUGGUAGCGGGUGGAUCAUUGUUUAAACACUACUGCGCUUAGGG